AUGUUAGAAGCUUGUUCUUCAAUUGUGCUGAACAUGAAAGUUGCUCGUGAUGAGACUCCCUCAAAUGUUCCUGUUUUUGAGGAUGUCACAGAUGAAGAACUUUCUGCUGAAAACUCUCACAUUGGUCUCGAUCAAGAUGUUGUGCCCGAUGCUAGGGCUUCUGUACCACGAGAAGAUUCAGGUGUGCCCACUAAAUCUCAUGGGUCUUCUUCUCCUUCAAAAGAGGAUGAACUGGUGCAUGUGUCCACUGAUGAUUCUCAGAUCAAGAGAAAAAGAAGGGUUCCUGAUGUUGAAGAAUCUCCUGCUCCAAAGAAAAAGACCAAGUCCACUCCAGCAACUUCCAGGACUAAGCAAAAAGCUGUGAAGGGAAAAGGUAAGCAACAGGAAGUUAAAUCCAAGAGUGUCAAGAAAAAGAAGGUUCCAGUUGCUGCUGAGGAAUCUGGGUCAGAUGUUGAAGCUGAUGUCGAGGACAUCUUGCCUUAUGAGAAGAAGUAUGCAGGAAAACACAUUCCUCAGAAUGUUCCUGUUGUACCUAUUGAUAAUGUUUCCUUUCAUGCUGAAGGUAAUGUUCAAAAGUGGAAGUAUGUGUGCCAACGCAGAUUUUCCAAGGAAAGGGAUGUUGGCUCUGAUGUACUUGAGUACAAGGAAGUGGUCGCAGUUAUUGAAAAGGAUGGAUUGAUGAAGAUUAUUCUCAAGGUGGGAAGGUGUUAUGAGAGGCUUGUGAAGGAAUUUCUGGUCAAUCUGUCUAUGGAAGUGGGACUUCCUGAAAGUGUUGAGUUCAGAAAGGUGUUUGUGAGGGCUAAAUGUGUUGAGUUCUCUCCUGCUGUGAGCAACCAAGCACUUGGUAGAAAUGUUGUUGAUUUUGUUGAUGAGGAAUUGUCCUUGGAUGUGGUUGCCAAAGAUAUUAGUGCUUGCCAACAUCCUCAGAUCAUCAGAGCUGAUGAGGUUGCUAUGCCCAAGGGUGUUCCAAUUUCCCUGGAUCAUCGUUUGUUCAUGGAGCCACAUGUCCCGGACAUUGUUGUGCCAUUUAGGAGGACUUCAGUCCCUGCUUAUGUGAGUGACUCUGGCACUAAGGCCAUUAUUGCUGAAUUGAUGGAUGUUUCUAAGGUUUUGAAGGAGACUAUCAAGAUCAGCACUGCUAGGAAGAUAAAGGUUGAUGCUUUGCUUCUCAAGCUUCAAGAGGAAGAAGGUCAAGAGGGUGAGCCAAGUGGUGCUGCUACUGCUCCUCAGGAUGCAGGCACUGAAGGGAGAUUCUGA
Lotus japonicus is the source of this 1257-nucleotide messenger RNA. RefSeq lists its product as uncharacterized. The record is from RefSeq and is a predicted model, not a curated record. The coding region runs from base 1 to 1257 and encodes 418 amino acids. NCBI's taxonomy places the organism in Eukaryota, Viridiplantae, Streptophyta, Magnoliopsida, Fabales, Fabaceae. The transcript has 4 exons.